Molecule: messenger RNA, 3276 nt
Organism: Uncinocarpus reesii 1704
Lineage: Eukaryota; Fungi; Ascomycota; Eurotiomycetes; Onygenales; Onygenaceae
Exons: 2
Coding region: 1-3276 (1091 amino acids)
Biological process (GO): GPI anchor biosynthetic process
Cellular component (GO): endoplasmic reticulum membrane
Molecular function (GO): mannose-ethanolamine phosphotransferase activity
Source: RefSeq, a predicted model, not a curated record
AUGAAACCCCCCAACCCCAAGGAUCCCAGCGGCAGUGCCGGAUCCCGACCGGCCGCAGCCGCUCAGCCGUCGAGCUCUGAGUACCGGCAGAUCAAAGCACAGUGGGCCAAUGCGCAAUUGCUUGCGGAGGAAGAGGAGCGGAACGCGGCGCGGGCGCGGAUGCUGGAGGCCCGGCGGAAGACGAGGCAUGGCGCGGCGAGUGAGGAGGAAUUGAUAAAGGCUGUGAGACAGAGGGAUGUGCAGCGGAAUAAGGCGAAGGAGAAGGGGUUUAAGACUGUGCAUGGUGGGGUGUUGGGCUUGUUCGGCUGGUUGAUGUUUAUUCAUCUGGUUGGGAUAUUCUUUUUCACGAAAGGGUUCUUGCUCACUCGAUUGGUAUUGGACACCAAGUCUGAGUGUUCGGUGCUCCCGUUUGACACCGCUGAUUCUAGCAUACGUUCCGGUGCGGCCGACGAGGGAUGCUGGCAUCCAAAAUCGUUUGAUAAAGCCGUCGUCGUCAUCAUCGACGCUCUUCGGUACGACUUCACCGUUCCUUUCCAUCCCACCGUCGAGGGAAAAGAAGCACAGCUGUUCCACCAUAACAUCCCCGUCCUCUACGAAACGUCCGUCCAAAAGCCUAACAAUGCUUUCCUUCUUCCGUUCAUUGCGGAUCCGCCGACUACGACAUUGCAACGCCUCAAGGGACUCACGACUGGAACACUGCCUACAUUCAUAGAUGCGGGCUCGAACUUUGCUGGUACUGCGAUCGACGAGGACAACAUAGUGGCUCAGUUAUGGAGCAUGGGCAAACGAGUCGUGCAAUUGGGCGAUGAUACGUGGCAGGCGCUGUUUCCUGGCUAUUUUGAAACGAACCUUACACAUGCCUACGACUCAUUCAAUGUUUGGGAUCUGUUUACCGUUGACAACGGGGUGACGGAGCAUAUCUUCCCACUUUUGCAAGCUGAGAAUGUGACAAAGUGGGACGUUAUCUUUGGGCAUUACCUUGGUGUUGACCACGCGGGGCAUCGAUAUGGACCAGACCAUGAAGCAAUGGCCGCAAAAUUGAAAGAGAUGGACGGUGUGAUACGACAGCUCAUGGAAGACAUUGACGAUAAUACUUUGCUCGUCGUUAUGGGUGAUCACGGAAUGGAUUCCAAAGGUGACCACGGCGGCGAAUCUGAUGACGAGGUGGAAGCAGCUCUGUGGAUGUAUUCCAAGAGGAAGCUUUUCGGUCGCACGAGCAGCAACUCUGUCGAACCCCCGAAAACCGCAAAGGAACGCCCCGUUCCCCAAAUCGACUUGGUUCCCACUCUAUCUUUGCUGCUCGGUCUACCAAUCCCGUUUAACAAUCUUGGAUCACCGAUCGAAGAGGCCUUCGCCGGGCCCGAUGGUAAGGAUUGGAGGAACUUAGUUGCUGUUAACAGGCUUGCUUCUGCUCAGAUCGAACGGUAUCAACAUGAAUACGCACUUGCACGCGGGUUGGACCAAAGCCAUACAUCAGGCCCAUUAUCCUUGUGGUAUCAAGCCGAGGAAAGAUGGAAGGCAACCAAGAAUAUCAAGGAUUCAAACUCUGCUACACUUCGGGAAAUCUACGAUGGCUAUCGUGAGUAUCAGAAAGAUACUCUCAAUGUUUGUAAAGCUCUCUGGGCUAGGUUCAAUGUCCCAAGCAUGAUCUUGGGAAUUGGGAUCUUGACUGCUGGUAUCGCAAUCUUGGUGUACUAUGCUCGCGCCAUUCGAGGAGAUCGAACAGAUAUUACUUUCCCAACCCUGAAACGGAUUGGUAUCGCGACUGCAGUUGGUGUUUUGGGAGGCAUAGGCUCGACAGUACUGUCUCUUUUGCAAAUGCCGCUUAUUGAAGGCGCGGCACUCGGAGCAGCAGUUGGAGGUCUUCUUGCCGCUUUCUCGACUGUGCUAUGGGUGCCAAAGCGAAUCCAGUCCCCGCUGCCGCAGUCUCUGUGGAGCUGGCUGGCCGUUAUCUUCACAGUUGCUCAGUCUGCCGGCUUUGCUUCGAAUUCGUACACCAUUUGGGAGGAUCAAAUCCUUUUGUUCUUUCUCUCUACCUUUGGCGUAUUGGCUGCUGUCUCUUCUCUCAGGCAGAAAAUUAAAGAAAACGCAGUCCUCGGUUUGUAUCACUCCCUCCUUUUUGUUGUCCUGGGCAGAAUUGCUUCUCUCUCUCGACUUUGUCGGGAAGAGCAAAUGCCUUAUUGCAAGUCGACGUACUAUGCUUCAGGUACAUCAUCGACGUCGGCACCAUGGCAGCUCUUGAUUCCUUUUGCCCUAUCGCUUGUUCUUCCCUCCGUCAUCCGGUCCUAUUAUCAAGGAACGAAAUCAUACGAGGGAUCAGCCAUCUUCUGGAUAGGAUUUGCUUUUCGCAUGGGACUCCUUUUCUUGGCAAUGUACUGGAUGCUAAACGCAGCCGAUGAUGGGAAUUGGCUUGUUUUACAGUCUGGUAUGAUUAAGACAACCAAGGUUGUUUUGGCCCAGAUUGUGCUUGCUAUUGCAUUUGCCGCCGGGACGACGACCUUCGUUUGGGCCAAGCCUUGCGUUAGCAUUGCAAUGACGCCGAGGGUGCAGCCCAGCCCCAAAACGUCUGUGACAAUCUUUGGGUACGCCAAUAUUUAUGGAACCCGAUUCUUUAUUCUCGUGAUCAACUUUGCACUCGCCAUCAUUCUCUUGCAGAAGCCAAUGGGCGGUGGCACAAUUGCGCUUCAGAUAUGGCAAAUCCUUUCCCUCCUCGAAAUCCUUGACACCAACGGUCUCACCACCAGCAACUCCUCCAUUGGACCCAUCGUUCUCGCCAUCCUCGGCUCGUUUCACUUCUUUACAACUGGUCACCAGGCUACACUCAGCAGCAUCCAGUGGGACAGUGCCUUUAUCCCCCUCAACACCGUUCGAUACCCUUGGUCCCCGAUCCUAAUCGUUCUUAAUACUUUUGGCGCGCAAAUCCUAUCUGCUGUUGCUACUCCAUUAACUACUCUAUGGAAAAGACCUAUCGAUUCUCGCGGACCUGAAGGUGUAAAGGAUGCUGAUGAUACCCCGGGAAAAUCUACGAAACGCCUUGUAGCGGACGUUGCACAAGCAGCCGCGACGCAUACCUUGUAUUAUGCGACUGUCAAUCUGGCCACAACCAUAUGGGCUGGUUGGCUAAGAAGGCAUCUUAUGCUUUACCGGAUCUUCUGCCCAAGGUUUAUGAUGGGCGCCGCAGUGCUUGUUGUCGUGGAUAUCGUUGUGCUUUGUUUCGCUGUUGGCGGAGUACGAUGGAGCACUAUUAGUGUAGGGGAAGUGUUUGGAUGGGGGUGA